ACUUAUAGACGGCCUCUCAUGCGCUGGCCGACGCGGACGGGUAUGCCGGCCGGUGCGCGAGUAGACAGCGACAACUUGAGCGUGCCCACUUCCCUGACGAAGAAGGCCCCCUCUCUUUCUCUCUCUUGUCUACGUCCCUACAUAUAGAUAGCGUGCCGUAGUCCCCUCCGUCGUCAAUAGGCUCCCGACAUCCGAGGCGUCUAUCGCUACAAGAGGAGCCAUGCAUUCGGGACACCUCGUAUCGGGUGCAGCUGCACUAGCACUGCUUUAUGUCUCGGGGCUCGUCCUCUACCGAUUAUUCUUCCACCCCUUAGCCAAGUACCCGGGGCCGUUCAUCGCUAGGAUAACGGACGCCUACCAACUCUACCAUUCCUGGAAGGGCGACCGACACCUCGAGUUUUGGCGGAUGCACCAGCGAUAUGGCGGCGUUGUGCGGUUCGGUCCCAAUAGCGUCUCGUUCAACUCGAGCACCGCCCUCAAGGACAUCUACGGCUUCAGAUCGAACGUACGCAAAGCCGAAUUCUACGACGCUUUCGUCCACCCGGCACCCAACACCCAUAACACUAGGGACAAGAUCAUGCACGCGCGAAAGAGGAGAGUCCUGUCUCAGGGAUUCUCCGACUCUGCCACCAAGGAGAUGGAGAGGUACAUCUUGGCCAACGUGCGGUCUUUCUGCGAACAGAUCGGCCUCGGCGCGAGCAACGAACGAAAAGGCUGGACUGUGGCUAGGAAUAUGGCCGACUGGUGUAACUACCUAGCCAUGGAUAUUCUUGGCGAUUUGUGCUUUGGAAAGGCCUUCCACAUGCUGGAGAAGCCCGACAACCGGUACGCGCUCGAGUUGGUGUCGAUGGCCACGACCAGGCAUCUGAUCUGCGGGACGAUGCCCCUAGUCGGCAAGCUCCACCUCGACAAGGCCUUGUUCCGCAAGAUCGCGACCGGCCGUGAAAAGUACAUGGCGUACAGCAAGGCGCAGCUGACGGAGCGAACGAAGAUGGGACACGACACAGAUCGCCGUGACUUCUUCUACCAUCUCCUAACGGCCAGGGACCCCGAGACCGGGCUGGGAUUUACGACCCCGGAGUUGUGGGGGGAGUCGAACCUCCUUAUCAUAGCAGGGAGCGACACAACCUCGACUGCCAUGGCCGCUACGCUAUUCUACCUCGUCCGUAACCGAGCGUCGCUUGAGAAAGCAAACGACGAGGUCAGAUCAAAAUUCAACGACGUGGAGGAGAUCUGCCAAGGACCGGUCCUAAACUCGUGCGUCUACCUUCGAGCAUGUGUCGAUGAGGCGAUGCGCCUCUCUCCUUCCGUUGGGGGGAUCCUCCCGCGCGAAGUGUUAAGCGGCGGCAUAACGAUUGACGGCGAGUUCAUACCUGAGGGUACCGUUGUUGGCACACCUCAUUAUACCAUCCACCACAAUCCAGCGUACUAUCCCCAGCCAUUCUCGUACGUCCCCGAGCGUUGGAUAGCGGGCUCGCACAAGAGCUCUACCGGCUGCGGAGGAGCCGUCGUGACCGAACAAGACGUGGCUUCGGCACAGAGUGCUUUCUGCCCCUUCUCGGUCGGGCCUCGAGGGUGUAUCGGAAAGGGCCUAGCCUACAUCGAAAUGAUGACAACUCUGGCGCGGGUGCUGUACUUGUAUGAUUUGCGCAAGUCAGCCGGUUUCGACCCGGCCGAGGGGAAUCCCAACCUCGAGUGGGGCCGCCAUCGCGUGGACGAGUUCCAGCUUAUUGACCAAUUCACCAGCUUGAAGGAUGGGCCAAUGGUUGAGUUUAAGAGGCGCAUCUAGAGGACCGUCUAGAGGACAGGGAGGGAGGCGCACAUGACUACCCCAGGAAUAUGAAUACACGCAUGUAUCAUGCUGGUAUAUGAUGCCUACCUCGGCACGCUUCAAACUUCGUAGCCCAGAAA
Molecule: messenger RNA, 1911 nt
Organism: Durotheca rogersii
Lineage: Eukaryota; Fungi; Ascomycota; Sordariomycetes; Xylariales; Xylariaceae
Product: cytochrome P450
Exons: 5
Coding region: 221-1789 (522 amino acids)
Molecular function (GO): monooxygenase activity; oxidoreductase activity, acting on paired donors, with incorporation or reduction of molecular oxygen; iron ion binding
Source: RefSeq, a predicted model, not a curated record